GAGACGCACUGGGCAGUGUUUUCCCUCUCUCUGUGUGGUCAUUCCCCCCCUUCUCUUUCACAUAAUAAUAAUAAUAAUAAUGCACCGCCCCAGGAGAGUAGCCUGGAGCGAGAGCUCCGAAGACCCUCCUCCAGGGCUGAAGCCAGGCUCUGGGGUGACUUUUGGGUCCCAAGAAGAGGAGGAGGAGGAGGAGGAAGAAGAAGUGGGGGAGCCUCUUUGGGGGAGAGGCCCCCAGGUGCAGCACCAGGAGGAGGAGGAGGAGGAAGAAGGCGAGGAGGAGCCCCUCCUGAGGGGCAUUUUCGAGAUCCAGAAGCGGAGCUGCGACGCAGUGCUCAGCCCCCGGAGGCUCAGCUGGAGAGCCAUCCAGCCGGAGAGACCCCGAGGUGAUUCCAGGAUGGGCUUGCAACAGAAGGAGGAAUAUGUUGAAAUGAAAGAUGUAUUUUCCAUAAAACUGAAACGUCGUCGCUUUGUUGGACAGCAAAAAGGUGGCUUAUUAUUAGGCAUUGCCAUUUUUGUGUGCUUAAAAAAAGAGGGCAACAAACUUAAAGAUUCCAUGAUCACUCUAAAUAACUUAAGUGAAGACCAUUGUCAUUUGUGGUUUCGAUGUUUGAAAGAAAUUCUGAAUGGUUUUCCAAAUAGGCCAAAGUCAUUAAAAGUGUUUGUCAAUCCUAGUAGUCAUAGGAAAGAGGCUACUUGCAUUUAUUAUGAGCAAGUUGCACCGCUCUUUAAGCUUGCUGACAUCAGAACUGACGUGACAGUUACUGAAUAUGAGGGACAUGCUGUUGCAUUACUUAAGGAAUGUGAUCUGACAUUAUUUAAUGGGGUGGUCUGUGUUGGUGGAGAUGGGACUGCCAGUGAGGUCGCUCAUGGUCUUUUGCUUAGGGCCCAAAUUGAUGCUGGAAGGGACCGUAAUGAUAUACUUGAGCCAACUAGAGCACAAAUUCCUCUUGGAAUAAUACCAGCAGGUUCUACAAAUAUUUUGGCACAUACUCUGAAUGGAGUCCAACAUGUACUAACAGCAACAUUGCAUAUAAUAUUGGGGCAUCUACAAUCAGUGGAUGUGUGCUCUUUCAGCAGUCCAUCAAAACUUCUUCGCUUUGGAUUCUCUUCUAUGUUUGGCUUUGGGUCAAGGACACUAGCUUUAGCUGAAAAGCAUCGAUGGAUGCCAUCAAAUCAGCGAAAAGAUUUUGCUGUGAUCAAGACACUGGCAAGUCUGAAGCCAGAAGACUGUGAAUUAUCCUUCCUGCCUUCAACACGCUUGCAGCAAGAUGUUGAGGAAAAUAGACAGAAUCAAGAGAGCCUUAAAUGUGAUAGCACUGAUGAGUGGAAGAGGAUCCAGGGUCACUUUCUGAACGUGAGCAUUAUGGCAAUCCCUUGUCUCUGCUCAAUGGCACCAAGAGGCUUGGCACCUAAUACCAGAUUGGAUGAUGGAAGCAUAGCUCUUAUUGUUGUACGAAACACUUCCCGUCCAGAAUUUGUUAAGCAUCUGAAAAGAUACAGUAGUGUGAAAAACCAGUUCAGUUUCCCCUUUAUUGAAACUUACAUUGUUGAAGAAGUAAAAGUCCAUCUAAGAACCCAAAAGGAGAACACCACUGAUAACAAUUUGAAUUCUGUAGAUCCCGAAAAAAGGAGCUAUCCGUGGAAUAUAGAUGGAGAUUUAUUGGAAUGGGCAUCAGAAAUUCAUGUUCGGGUACAUCCCCAAUUAAUUAAGCUAUAUGGAGAGAACGUUAAUAUCGUGGAUAAUCCAAAAGAAUCAUGCAGCUGUAUUUAGAAGACAUUUAUGAAAAGAGAUGAUCAAUUUUCCAACUAAAUCAUGUUCCUGUCUUGAGUAUUCCGUCAUAUAAGAUAAAGUGGUCUAAACUGAAACCCACCUGUAUAAUGAAGCUUCCCAGUGGAUAGUAUGUCAGCCAGAAGAAUUCAGUAGUUGAAGAGGAUGUUCUACACUGAACACUAUGAAUCUUUACUCAUUUCAUUGGCAAUUCAUUCAAAAAACUAUUCCAAUAUGAUAAAGAAAUAAAAUGAAUAUUUAGUAGAGAUGAAAACCAUUUCAGUGCUCAAAAAUAUUUUGCAAUGAAAAAAUAUAUAUAUAUAUAUAGUUUAAAGGGUAUAAUAAAAUAAAAACAUUAAAAAACAUCUUAAUUGAUGUAACUUUAACUCCUAAUAAACGACAACUGGAGAGUGUUUUUAGUGACUAGGCUUUUUCAAGAAAUGUUUUAAAACUCUUUUAGUAUUAUAGUUAAGAAGCUCCAUCUGAAGAUUCUACUUCACUCAAUACAAGUUCAGUUUCUUAGAAUUACUCUGGAAUUUCAGGAAUCUCCCAGUUACUACGUGUUUUGGUACAGGUACAACACGCCCCUGUACAUGUCUGCCUGCACACACCAUACUAAUCACUAGUUUGACAAGGAACAAAGAGUAUGAGUGAGCCCCUCCAACUCCCUCCCUGAAACAGCU
Messenger RNA from Sceloporus undulatus (fence lizard), 2451 nucleotides. It is a transcript of the gene CERKL, whose product is annotated as ceramide kinase like. Bases 80 to 1771 code for a protein of 563 amino acids. Gene Ontology annotation, molecular function: kinase activity. The record is from RefSeq and is a predicted model, not a curated record. The transcript has 13 exons. NCBI's taxonomy places the organism in Eukaryota, Metazoa, Chordata, Lepidosauria, Squamata, Phrynosomatidae.